AUUUUUGUUCCAAGGUCAAAUGACAUUUUGUCAGAAACACCCCUAACGCAAAGAAGAAAAUCAGAGUCCUAUCCUGUCCAGAUCGCCGGCGCGCAGGGCAGCCAGGACGACUCCCCUCCUCCGACCCCGGCGCCGUCGUCACUCCGUCCCACUCCGCACAAGGAAAAAUCAGAGGCAGAUCUCGAUCGCCCCUGCCAAACAACACUCUUCGCUCGCGGGGUACCAUGCCUUUCGCAAUCAUCUGAGUAGUAGAAUGGCCUCGAAAGCUAUAAGGAGGAGGCCUGCCGAGAAAGAAAGAGAGAGACAUAUGGAAACAACAAUGCCGGAAUCUGUCACAGCCCCUCUUCUAGGAAAUAGUGCCCAGGGGAAUAAAUCGGAGGGUUAUGAGCCUAUACCAGAUUUCUGGGAUGGAAAAUCACGCCAGUGCCUUCAUUGGGUGCAUAUUGUAUCUACUUUUAUUACUCAGUCUGCAAGAAAGAUAGUAAAUGCUAUUUCGGAGUUUGGUUCGUUUCUAGCAAGGUUCUUUGGUUGCUCCUGUGCUCCCCAAAGUUCACAAAAUGCACAGACAAUGCUAAUUCACCUCAGUCCAUUACAGGAGGAGAGAUUAAAAUUCUUGAGACAAAGAUUAAAUGUGCCAUUUGAUUGUUCCGCUGUCAAGCACCAGGAUGCACUAAAAGAACUUUGGAGAUUGGCUUAUCCUAACCGAGAACUUCCUCCUCUGAAAUCAGAUCUAUGGAAGGAAAUGGGCUGGCAGAACUCUGACCCAGCAACAGAUUUUAGGUCUGGGGGAUUCAUGUCCUUGGAAAAUCUAAUAUAUUUUGCAAGAAAUUACCCAGAUUCCUUUCAUCGGCUAUUACACAAGGCAGAUGGUGAGAGAGCUGAAUGGGAAUAUCCUUUUGCAGUAGCUGGCGUAAAUAUAUCUUAUAUGUUAGUUCAAAUGCUGGAUUUACAAUCAGAAAAUAGGAGGAGCUCAAAAGCAAGAGUUGGCUUUGCUCAACUACUUGAAGAUGACGAGAUGGCUUUCGAUAACCUUUUCUGCCUAGCUUUUCAGAUGCUCGAUGCUCAGUGGCUUGCAAGGAGAGCUAGUUAUAUGGAAUUCAACGAGGUUCUGAAGUCCACACUAGGCCAGUUAGAGCAAGAGCUUACAAUUGGAGGCGUUUCAAGCGUUCAGAAUCUGCCAUCGUUCAGAAUGUUAAGGAGAUAGCAUUAUUUGCUUUUUACCCGAAAGGGGGAAGGUUGCCAAAUAUGCUGCUAAUUCUUUUAUUGUUGUUCAAGAUGGGCCGCCAUGUAAAGAUUACUGGCCAUUACCUAUUCGGUUCAUAUGCGAUACCUUGAAAAGAUACUUGCUCCUAUAGGUUUUGGCAUCAAGCGCUUUGUAAGUGUUUGUGCAGCAAAAGAUACACAUGCAAGUGUUUGUUACAAAAGUUAUCUGCAGGAGUGUUUUAUUCUGGGAACUUGUAAUAUUUGUAUGAAAUAGAAGAUUAGAACAAAAUAAAAAUAAUAAUCAUAUUUUAAGUUUA
Messenger RNA from Triticum urartu, 1520 nucleotides. RefSeq lists its product as uncharacterized. Lineage: Eukaryota; Viridiplantae; Streptophyta; Magnoliopsida; Poales; Poaceae. The record is from RefSeq and is a predicted model, not a curated record.